UGUGCCCUGAUGAUCAGUGUAGCCCCAUCAAUGCCACAUAUCAGUACCCAUCUGCUCUGCCUUUCAGUGCCACCUAUCAGUGCCAGUCAGUGCCACCUAUCAAUGCCCGUCAGUACCACCUAUCAGUGCUGCCAAUCAGUGCCGCCAAUCAGUGCGAGUCAGUGCCGCCUAUCAGUGUCAGUCAGUGCCACCUAUCAGUGCGCAUCAGUGCCGCCUAUCAGUGCCCUCAGUGCCACCUAACAGUGCUAGUCAGUGCCGCCUAUCAGCGUCAGUCAGUGCCGCCUAUCAGUGCCGCCUAUCAGUGCCAUAUAUGAGUGCUGCCUUACAGUGCCCAUCAGUGA
This is a messenger RNA of Staurois parvus, 341 nucleotides long. The record is from the annotation of a GenBank genome assembly. NCBI's taxonomy places the organism in Eukaryota, Metazoa, Chordata, Amphibia, Anura, Ranidae.